Molecule: messenger RNA, 3448 nt
Organism: Megalobrama amblycephala (Wuchang bream)
Lineage: Eukaryota; Metazoa; Chordata; Actinopteri; Cypriniformes; Xenocyprididae
Product: polymeric immunoglobulin receptor-like
Exons: 12
Coding region: 1811-3292 (493 amino acids)
Source: RefSeq, a predicted model, not a curated record
CUUUACAUUUACAUUAGAAAACAUUUAAAGAUUAAUGUACAGGGGUGUCAAUCAAACCCUGCUUCUGGAGGGCUUCUUCCUGAACACCUUGCUACUCUACAGGAAGGUGGCCCACCAAAAGCAGAAUUACUCCUGACUGUACUGAAUGUUUUAAAUUGAAAUACUUGCUUGAUUUCUCUUUUCUGUAAGAAGUCUGAACUUAAAUUGUUGGCUGCAUGGAGUUGUUGUUGUUAUUUUCAUAUUGUCUGUAUUACUUAGUCACAUAUAGCAACUGUUCUGAGACUCUCUGAGAAUGUGAUGAUGCUCUGCGCCACUAGCGUUUGUCUUUAACAUGAGUGGAGCUGAGGAGCUGGUGAGACGAAUUCAGUAAGCAUCCCUAUAUCCUAGUCACACAGAAGCUCACACAGCUGACGAAGGAAGCGAUGAAAAACAACGCCAUUAAUCAACGACCCUUCGUGUGACGCCCCUCCCCUCAGUGUCCUUCAAGGGCGCAAAACACCGUUUGGAAUUCGACCGCAAACGAAAGUGAAAGGAAAAUAAAUAAGCGACGCCAUUCCAGGGAUUUGAAUCCCUGAUCAUAAAUAAUUAAACGUCCUCAUAUUUAGCGCUGUGCAGUUGGGUGGAACUGUUAUAGAGAAUAAGGAAGAAGAGUCGUGAGAAAGACCGAUGUAGGGUGUGUGUACUUCUGAUGAUAGAGACUUACGUCGCAUUCAAGGAACAUUUGAUCAGUUCUUGCUGUCGCUGGAUUGUGAUCAGAUCUGUUUUUUCUCUGGAUAUCUGUGAGACUGAAGUCAAUCAGGAAUGAGGGCUGCCAUCAUCAUCUUCAUCUUCAUCACUCUCUGCCUGAUCUCAGGUCAGGUACUUUGUUUCAUGUUGAUUGGAUGCGCUGGAGGGAGUUUGAUGUUCAAGUGCAUGAUCUCAAACCACACUGAAACUAAUGAACAGCAUACGAACCAGAGAAAGACUGAGGAACAGCAUAAAGGAAAUUUUUUCAGCAGACAGGAGGGAAAUAUAUCAGGCAUCAGUACUGAGAUUCAGCGUCGUUGGGUUUAUAACGGGAGAUUCGCUCUGUAUGAUGAUGGAAACAGCAGAUUCUUCACAGUGUUUAUCAGGAACCUCAGCAGAGAGGAUCAUGGGAAAUAUGCGUGUGGAAACAAUCAGAAAUGGAGUCAUGAUUUUGACUUAAAGGUGAACAACGAGUCUGGUUGUGGGAGGUCUGUUAUCCAGGACGAGUUUGUUGGACAAACGAUCUCUUUCCACUGUGAAUAUGAUGAUAAGUUUAAAUCACACACCAAAGUCUUCUACAGACUGAAAGUGGGUCCUGUCCAUGUGCUGAACAGCUCACAAUCAUCACAAUCAUCUGAGGAGAAGAUCAUUCUGUCUGACAGUCGUGAAGAUCAUUUUACUGUGACCAUUAGAGACAUUUCUGCAGACGACGGAGGAGUUUAUUUAUGUGGAGUGGAGAGAGACGGAUCAGAUCCAUCAAUUACUCACAUAACCUUCAUUAAAGAGAUUCGGCUGAAUGUUUAUAGUGAGUUUAGUUUAUUUUUAAUUAAAGAAUUUUUACAGAUCUAAAUGAGAAAAGUAAAUCCCUCCUGACUUUUAAUAAUUUAACAAAUCAACAAAUAAAUCUAAUUUUUCAGGUGGAAUCACUUCUGUCCAGGUUCAGGCCUACUCCAGUAAAUCAGUCUUCAUCUCGUGUAAAUUUCCACAAGAGUUCAGAAGAAACAAGAAAUUCAUCCAGAAAGAUUCAUCACAGAAGAUUAUUGUUGAUGAACAGAAUCGAUGGGUCCAUCAUGAUAAAGUUCACAUGUAUGAUGAUUCCAGUGAAGGACUUCUGAAGGUUUUUAUCAGUGAUUUAACAGCGGCUAAUGAAGCAACGUACAGGUGUGGAGUGAAUAUCGCUGAUGAUGAUCUGUUCACUGACGUCACACUGACUGUAAAUCAAGUUGAUCAUUUUCGUGCAUCAAGUAAAGCAUCUGCUGUUAUUGGUCAAAGUGUGAAUCUCACCUGCGAUUUCCCUGAGAAACACGGCGAGACCUUCAAACACAUCUGCAGAGAGAACGAGCAGAAGAUAUGUGAGAGCAUCAGUUCAUCAGAGCAGAAACGCUUUGAGUUUUCUGUCAGUUCAGCAGGAGUUUUUACAGUGAUCAUCAGUAAUGUGAGCGAGAGAGAUGCUGGAGUUUACUGGUGUGGAGCAGAAACCAGAGACACACAUCUGACUUCUGUCUCUCUCACCAAUCAACAUCAACUCACUGUGACCAUGCCUCCAGUGGUCGGACGUGAAGGAGAUUCAUCAGAGAUCAAAUGCCCUUAUAAUGCAAAACAUUCAAGUGAAGUAAAGCAUCUUUGCAAAGGAAAGUGUUUCACUGAAGAUGCUCAAAAUAUCAUUCGAUCAGAUGAAGCUAAAAAACCAAAGAUUUCAGCAAAGGAUGAUCCUGAACUCAAUCUCUUCACUGUGACCUUGAGUGAGCUGAGAGCAGAGGAUGCUGGGAUAUACUGGUGUGCAGUGAGAGAUGAGUUUAACCUUCACACUGAUCUCAUGAUCGUCAUGAAAGAUGCGGUCACUCGUGAAGCGUCUGUCGGAGGAUCAGUGUCCAUCAGCUGUCAGUUCUUCAGGAAUCACAUGAGGUUUUUCUGCAGAGGAGAUCAGCCGAACAUCUGUGUCCGAGACGGAGUUCGUGUUUCAUCGAAUACGAGAACAAAUGGGCGAUUCUCUGUGACUGACGAAACCUCAGCUGGAGUCUUUACUGUGAACAUCAACAACCUGACAGAAGAGGAUUCUGGGAAAUACUGGUGCGCAGAGGAGAGUUCUGGGUCAUUCAUAUUCACUGAAGUUCAUCUACAUGUGAUUGGAGAAACGACGACAUCUCACACUGAUAGAGAAACAUCCCAGGAUAAAGAAAAGUCUGAAACGACGACAUCUGACACUGAAAGAGAAACAUCCCAGGAUAAAGAAAAAUCUGAAACAUCUGACACUGAAAGAGAAAAAUCCCAGGAUAAAGAAAAGUCUGGCUCUUCUAUGAUAGUUGCUGUUUCUGUGGGUUUGAUCCUGCUGGCUGUGUGUUUAGUGCUCGUGUUGCUCAAAAUAAAAUACAACCGUAAACACGGCAUCGGUUCAUCGACUCCAGCACAAUUACCCACAAUCCCCUCUGAUGGGCUCCUGUGCACGUCUGUCAGUUUCCAGAAGCAUGAAGAGUCUCUCAGUGACGCUGCUCUCGCCUUCAGCAACGAGGAGAUUCACUCGGAUUACACCACGGUCAUUUACCACAUCGUGCCAAAUUCAUUUUAGUUCAGCCUAAAGAAACUCUGGGCUUAUUUUACACCAUCACACUGAUGUUAUUACAUGCUAUUCUGCUUCUGCUCUCUAUCCAUCGCUAAAUUACAUGUAUAUGUUUGUAUGUUAGAAUAAUUUAAGUGUUUAGUUAAUAAAGUCUUGUUCGUGUCA